AUGGCAAAGCAACAUCCCAUCCAUCGAAGUCGUAUGACUGCUGCGUGCGGGAAGCUUCAGCGAUUUGCAGCCUCAUUGGAGCCAUAUUUCGAUAUUAUCAACAUUUUCAUACAAGCGAAACCAGAAUAUGCUGCCCUUGUCUGGGUCGGUGCGAACGAUUUUCCAGGUCUGAGGUCGAAGGUCAGCUUCAUUCGCCAACUCAUCUGGCAACCAUUUGACCAUCAAUUUGAGGGCCUGUUGAGGAGGCUCGAAGAACACAAAACGCUUUUCCACUACGAAGUAUCUGUAAUCACAACUGAGGAGGCCAUCACCUUUUACAGCAAAUAUGAAGCCAACAUGCUUGAAGCGGAGAGGCAGGCAGGCUCAGAUAACCACUAUAAUGCGAUUGAGGAUGAGAGAGUAAAGCAGCUUCGCAUGUGGAUCAAUCCACCAACUUGGAUGGACAAAUUUGAGCAAGCUCAAAAACACAGAACCGCAGGAACUACUGAUUACAUCUUGGAUAAUCAGAUCUAUCUAGACUGGAAGAACAAGAUUGAUAAUUCGGCUGUGAAAUUUCCAAGCAAAACCCUUUCGAUCCGAAGUUCCGAAACCGGGUUACGCAAAACAGUAUUGUGCGCAACUACUAUCGAUGACCUGAUACAGGGAGAGUAUGACGUGUAUUUUCGAAGAGCUCCCAGAGACCCUGCUACCACUGUUGCCUUUUACUUCUUUGAUAGUAGACGUGUGGUCUCAAACCGGCUUGUCGAUGCUGGAAGAGCCUUAUUGGCUCAGUUAAUCCAUCUCCAUCAAUACAAAAUGGAUUUUGUCGACAUCGCCUCUACAGUUUUUGCCAAGAACGUAACAGGCUAA
This is a messenger RNA of Exophiala aquamarina CBS 119918, 849 nucleotides long. RefSeq lists its product as uncharacterized. The transcript is spliced from 4 exons. The coding region runs from base 1 to 849 and encodes 282 amino acids. The record is from RefSeq and is a predicted model, not a curated record. NCBI's taxonomy places the organism in Eukaryota, Fungi, Ascomycota, Eurotiomycetes, Chaetothyriales, Herpotrichiellaceae.